Molecule: messenger RNA, 541 nt
Organism: Ceratina calcarata
Lineage: Eukaryota; Metazoa; Arthropoda; Insecta; Hymenoptera; Apidae
Product: fatty acyl-CoA reductase wat-like
Exons: 3
Biological process (GO): long-chain fatty-acyl-CoA metabolic process
Cellular component (GO): peroxisome
Molecular function (GO): alcohol-forming very long-chain fatty acyl-CoA reductase (NADP+) activity
Source: RefSeq, a predicted model, not a curated record
UGGCACUGCAGGCUUUCGGCUUGUUGCACGUAGUGCCUAUGGGACCGGGUGUAAUAUCAGACUAUGUUCCAGUCGACCUGGCGACUAACGGCCUUUUGUCAGCGAUCUGGGACUACGCUGUCCACAGGGAAUCGAACGAGCCACAAGUGUACAAUUGUGGAUCGUCUGACUGGAAUCCUCUGAGUUUUCAUACAUACUGUCCAAAUUAUAUCAAAUCAAUUGAGAAGUAUCCGUCAUCAAAGAUUGCCUGGUAUCCAUUCAUGUUCUUAGUUGGGAAUAUUUACAUAUUUUUCGUACUGCACGUGCUAUUCCACGUGUUCCCUGCAAUCGUUGCUGAUGUGGUCCUAAUGAUCCAGCGGAAGAAACCAAAGGCGUUGAAGAUAGUGUCCAAGGCAACCGUGCAGUUUCGUGCGUUGUAUUACUUCAUAAGUACAUCUUGGAUAAUAAAAGCGGAUAAACUGAAGAGUGUCGUGAAUCGUAUGAAUGCUACGGAUUUAGAGGAAUUUUCAUUUGAUAUGACACUUAUAGACUGGGCUGAUGG